Messenger RNA from Homarus americanus (American lobster), 792 nucleotides. RefSeq lists its product as uncharacterized. The transcript has 3 exons. The coding region runs from base 165 to 698 and encodes 177 amino acids. Lineage: Eukaryota; Metazoa; Arthropoda; Malacostraca; Decapoda; Nephropidae. The record is from RefSeq and is a predicted model, not a curated record.
UCAGUAUACAAGUGGGUCACCUGGGGUAGUCUUCAGCUGCGGCAGGUAAAAGGCAGUAUAUAUAGUGUGGAGCGACCGCCACUGACUCACUCGCUUGGCUCCUCUGCUUCCUGUAACUUGUACGGUAUUACCUACAGUAUACUUCACGCCGCCCCAAGCUCACAAUGGCCACCGCCUUUCCCACGGGUUUUGCGCCUAUAAUCAUCACUGCCAACAACACAGGGACAAAUAACAACGAUUUUGCUAAUGUGGCAGCUGUUACCGCGGCAGGUGCCAGUAUACUGACUGCUAUAGCUGUCAUUUUCUUGAUCAUCUUUACUAGUACCACGCAAACUUUCCGCUCUGGACGCUUCAGGAGGUCAAGGAAUAGGCGUGAUAUGUUGGGUGACGAGGAUACCAGAGUCAAUAGCCUGCUGGAGCUGGUGCGUGCGCAGGAUGUAACAGGCUGCGGCAAGAAACUCGUAUGUGAGCUUGCUGCCCAGCCCGAGGACCGCCUCCCAGAUGUCGCACGCAACGUCCUCAAUCUCGUCAGAUCUGUGGUGAAGCCUGGGGAAGGGCUUCUCCCUCCUGGUGCUGCUGGGGAGUACCUGGAAGCCAAGAAUCACGGCCUCUUGGGGUUGGACUGUGCCCAAGAGUACCCCGUCUGCCCCUACGACGGCCAACACCUGAGGAACCUGAUGAUGACCUUCCGUAUUUAAACGUUACCUCGCCUGCCCACCACCAGCGCCACCACUACCGUCAACACCACCACCAGCGCCACCACUACCGUCAACACCACCACCAGCGCCACCA